Messenger RNA from Medioppia subpectinata, 1037 nucleotides. The record is from the annotation of a GenBank genome assembly. NCBI's taxonomy places the organism in Eukaryota, Metazoa, Arthropoda, Arachnida, Sarcoptiformes, Oppiidae.
GUCUCAUUUUAAAACUCAAAUCAUUGCGUAAAACACAUAUCAAUCUAUUCAUACUCAAUAUGGCAAUCGCCGAUUUGCUCACCACUCUGUUCUGUCCGUGGAUGGCACUCGUGGACGUAAUCCAUCAGAAUUAUGUUUUGGGACCCGUUUUCUGUAAAUUAGAGGGCUUUAUCAAAAUGUUAUGUCUAUUGGCGAGCGUUUUAUCGUUGGUUAUCAUAUCCGUCGACCGUUUCAUUGCAAUCGCGUAUCCAUUCAAACGACACCUAAAUAAGAGGGCCUCAUAUUUAAUCAUAUUUGCCAUUUGGUCGUUGGCUAUCAUACUGUCCAGUCCUCUGGCCUAUUGGCGAUUGUAUCGCGAGAGGCAAUGGUUAGACUAUCUGGAGAUAUGGUGUGCAGAGGAUAGCGCGGAGACAUCGAAAUACUAUUGGAUUUUCCUAAUGCUUCCUCUCGUAUACUUCCCCCUCAUUGUAAUGAUUAUUGUCUAUUCAGUGAUCAUAAAACAUAUGGAUCGGUACGAGAGGAUGACCGCAAUCAACGAUAUACCGGUGCGCUUGAAAUAUAGCCGUGUCCUCAUUCGGAUGCUCUUCAUCUAUAUAUUAACGACAAUUAUUUGUUGGUUUCCAUUGCAAGUGGUAGUGAUGUACCGGCGCUUUAAAUCACCCACAGCUGAAUUACCAUAUUGGUAUAUUGAUGGUUGUUUUGUAGCUCAGGUAUUUGCUUCGGCCAACUCAGCCGUCAACCCAAUCAUCACAUUUCGCAAAACAUUUGCUAAUUUAUUGCCAAAACUAUUGGUUUCAAAGAAGAACACCAAUCGUGUCGUACCGCUGGACGUGGCUAUCAUUCAGUGCCAGUUAGACAUCGCUCGCCAAUCGGUGCCCACAAAUAGCGCCGACAAACAGAAACAACUUCUUAUGGCAAAUAUAGACAAUGGGUUGGAAACAAAUACAACCAGUUUUACGAAACAAAUUAUGAUGAAUAGAGCGCCAGAAAUAUUUCUCAGAGACGACAGUUGAUUAUAAUUACCCUCAUUUCACCCC